AGGGGAGAGCAAUACAAAAGCAGCCUUGGAUCGAGCCGGAGAGGUAAGCGUUAAAGGGAGGCGGGGAGUGACGCGGUUUGCGUCUAGAGCGGCUCCUUGGAGUCCACAGCAUCCACCGCCGGAGCCUCGCCUUCCUUUCUCCGUCUGCAGACAUAUCGAGACACAAAAAGAGGCAACCCCUGGAUCAGUGCGAGGGACCUCACCCCAUCAUGACCGAGACCACAAAGACCCACGUUAUCCUGCUGGCCUGCGGCAGCUUCAAUCCCAUCACUAAAGGGCACAUUCAGAUGUUCGAAAGAGCCAGGGAUUAUCUGCACAAGACUGGAAGAUUUAUUGUGAUUGGUGGUAUUGUCUCUCCGGUCCACGACUCCUAUGGAAAACAGGGCCUUGUGUCAAGUCGGCACCGUCUCAUCAUGUGUCAGCUGGCUGUCCAGAAUUCCGACUGGAUCAGGGUGGACCCAUGGGAGUGCUAUCAGGACACCUGGCAGACAACCUGCAGUGUGUUGGAGCACCAUCGAGACCUCAUGAAGAGGGUGACGGGCUGCAUCCUCUCCAACGUCAACACGCCUUCCAUGACACCUGUGAUCGGACAGCCACAGCAUGAGAACACCCAGCCCAUUUAUCAGAACAGCAAUGUGCCCACCAAGCCCACUGCAGCCAAGAUCUUGGGAAAGGUGGGAGAAAGCCUCAGCCGAAUCUGCUGCGUCCGACCACCAGUGGAGCGCUUCACUUUUGUAGAUGAGAACGCCAACCUGGGCACAGUGAUGCGGUAUGAGGAGAUCGAGCUGCGCAUCUUGCUGCUGUGUGGUAGUGACCUGCUGGAGUCCUUCUGCAUCCCAGGACUCUGGAAUGAGGCAGAUAUGGAAGUGAUUGUUGGGGACUUUGGGAUCGUCGUGGUACCCAGGGAUGCAGCGGACACAGACCGGAUCAUGAAUCACUCCUCCAUACUCCGCAAAUACAAAAACAACAUCAUGGUUGUGAAGGAUGAUAUCAACCAUCCCAUGUCUGUAGUCAGCUCCACCAAGAGCAGGCUGGCCCUGCAGCAUGGGGACGGCCAUGUUGUGGAUUACCUGUCCCAGCCAGUCAUCGAUUAUAUCCUCAAGAGUCAGCUGUACAUCAACGCCUCGGGCUAGCAGAUACCCAGCUCUCUGCUCUACUCUCCCCGUGUCCUCUGCCAACACACUGUCAGACCCCGGUUUCUCUCCUGCCUCUCUGUUUCUCUGUCUUCAUCUUGACUGUUCUCCCCACUGGCUGACCUAACCCCCACAGUGUGGAGGGCCUGCGAAGAACCGUGGCAUACCCCAUUCCACAGUCAUCUUUGGACAAACUUUCCUCUAGUCUGCGGGUUGGGGGUGGGUAAGGGAACAGGGUGGGAGUUGGGGAAAGUGCAGCCCUUGGAGAUGUACUGGUGUCCGUAUCCCAGCAUGCUCUGGGGACAUGGCUCAGGCCCUCGCCUUCCCAGCAUGCCCUUUACCACAAAGGGCUAUUUUUCUUUUCUUUUUCUUUGUCCACUUCUUGUAGAAUUUGGAUGAAAUCAGUGUGUGUGUGAGUGUUUGUUUGUUUGUAGUCUUGAUGCUCUCCUGUGGUUUACUUCCCUUCUGAUAGGACACUAUAGCCAGUCUCAGCACUUGUAAGUGCGGAGGGCCACAUCCAGGAAAGAAGGCAGAGCCUCUCUGCUUUUCCAACACACAUACACACACACAUACACACACACACACACACACACACACACACACACACAGAGCACACACAGCACACCAGCAGCAGCAUCCCCAGACCCCUUUGGUCAAGAGUAAGACUUUCAGGUUCUGAAACCUGGUACACAAGUCUGGGAAGAGUAGGGUUUCUCAGAAUUUGAGUCCCUGGUUUCAGAUGAUCGUGGUCUUGAUGCUGUGUGUCUGACCAGUAGCACUGAGUGGGUUCUCGGCCAACCAGGCAUUUGCAGAGAGCAAAAGCCCUCGGAGGUCAUGCUAAGGCAUGUUCCUGUUGGUGAGAGGAACCACGAAAGGCAAGACUAAGUCCUGAUAAUCCAUUCUUUUUUUUUUUUUUUUUUU
Messenger RNA from Mus caroli (Ryukyu mouse), 2054 nucleotides. RefSeq names its product nicotinamide nucleotide adenylyltransferase 2 (gene Nmnat2). Lineage: Eukaryota; Metazoa; Chordata; Mammalia; Rodentia; Muridae. Gene Ontology annotation, molecular function: nicotinamide-nucleotide adenylyltransferase activity; nicotinate-nucleotide adenylyltransferase activity. The record is from RefSeq and is a predicted model, not a curated record. Gene Ontology annotation, cellular component: Golgi apparatus. Gene Ontology annotation, biological process: NAD+ biosynthetic process.